CCUCUAUCUUGAACCAACUCACCCAAGUCGCUCUUUCAACGCUGGAUGCCGGACACGUUGCACUGGAGUGGUGGAGUGAUUUCGUAUAGGGGAAUCAACAGCAGCCUUCGACAGGAUGGACGGUGAUCCAGCGGUUGAGCCAGAGUUGGACGCCUUUAGUCGCAUAUUACCUUUGCCGUAUAGGGUCGCAUUGAUUAUAGUAUUGGGUGUAUGGGCAUGGGGACUGAAUCUACACUACCUCUCACUUAUUAAGAUUGAUGUACCCGCAUUGAUUCGAUAUCCCUCGCGGGCCUCUCCGACGCACCCCCCUCAUCAUCUCUCCUGCUACCGCGUCGCAACUUUCCUCACCAUCCCCCUCGCUAUCUCCCUCCUCUUCUUCUGGGCCCUAACCCAUGGCUCCGCCGCGGCAGUCCAACGAUGGGAAGUCCUUCCACAAUUAUACCUGCUGGUCUUGGUCUUGGCGUUUGCGCUUCCUAUACCAUUCCUCUCGCGCUCCGGCCGCUUUCGCACUCUCGCAACAUUCAAGCGCAUUAGCAUCGGAGGACUCGCGGAGGCGCAAGAUGGGAAGUUCGGCGAUAUACUGCUCGCUGAUGCUCUGACGAGCUACGCAAAAGUUCUCGGGGAUCUCUUCGUCGCCCUGUGCAUGUUCUUCUCAUCAGAACACUCUUCGACAGGGCGGCCAGAUCGCGCGUGUGGCGGGAAAUUCAUAGUACCUUUUAUUAUCAGCAUACCUAGUUUGAUACGGCUGCGGCAAUGCUUGAUUGAAUAUUUCAGGGUCCGGAAUGGGAAUAAGAGGAGUGGUGGCGUGGCGAGUACGGGAUGGGGAGGGGUGCAUUUGGCGAACGCGUUGAAAUACUCGACGGCGUUUCCGGUGAUUAUAUUGAGUGCGUUGCAGAGGGGUUAUGAUCCGGCUAAUAUUGGGAUGAGUGAGGCUGGGUUGUUUCGGUUGUGGCUGUUCUUUGUUUUCUUGAAUUCCUUUUACUCCUUCUACUGGGACGUCGCCCGCGAUUGGGAUCUCACCCUCUUCAGCACCCUCCAAGCCCGCAACUCCCCCGAGCAUCCCUAUGGCCUCCGCCGUCACCGCUACUUCCAUGCUCCGGAACUUUACUACGGAGCUAUUGUGAUAGAUUUUAUGCUAAGGUGUACCUGGAGUUUUAAGCUCAGCCCGCACCUGGACCAUUUCAACGACCUAGAAGGCGGGAUAUUCCUUAUGGAAGCACUUGAGGUGCUCAGACGGUGGAUUUGGAUUUUCUUUAGAGUUGAGAGUGAAUGGGGUGAGUAACCAUUUCUUACCCCAACCUGACCUACCAGGCUGACGGAUUCUAUUUGCUGACGCUCGAAAACACAGUCC
Messenger RNA from Mytilinidion resinicola, 1351 nucleotides. RefSeq names its product EXS-domain-containing protein. The coding region runs from base 116 to 1282 and encodes 388 amino acids. The transcript is spliced from 4 exons. The record is from RefSeq and is a predicted model, not a curated record. Gene Ontology annotation, cellular component: membrane; cytoplasm. NCBI's taxonomy places the organism in Eukaryota, Fungi, Ascomycota, Dothideomycetes, Mytilinidiales, Mytilinidiaceae.